Messenger RNA from Babesia bigemina, 828 nucleotides. RefSeq names its product ENOS INTERACTING domain containg PROTEIN. The transcript has a single exon. The record is from RefSeq and is a predicted model, not a curated record. Lineage: Eukaryota; Apicomplexa; Aconoidasida; Piroplasmida; Babesiidae. Bases 1 to 828 code for a protein of 275 amino acids. Gene Ontology annotation, cellular component: nucleus. Gene Ontology annotation, molecular function: ubiquitin protein ligase activity.
AUGACGCGACACAGCAAGCAUAACACCGGCAACGCUGUCUUCACGUACCAUGAGAGGAGGAAGGUCAAGGACUUCAACACGCUGCGUCAGCGCCUCGGCGCGGAUUCCAUGCGUAAAUGCGAGCACUGCUGGCUCUGCCUGUCCACGGCGGUGAAGCCUGUUUGCACGCCGGCGGGCUACGUGUUUUGCAAGGAGUGCAUCCUAAAGUGUUGCGCGAAGCAGCUGGAGGACCACAAGCGCGAGGUCGAGGAGUGGAACGCGCAGCUGCUGUACGAGGAGGCUAAGAAGGCCGAGGAGUUCCACAGCACCCAUGAGUCGCUGAAGCGGAAGCUGGUGGACACGAGCGUGUUCGGCGUGAGCACGGUAAAGUCCGCGAAACGCCAGGCGAGCGGCGCGCCGAACGAGCGCGAAAAGGCAACCACAGCGGCCGACAGUAACUUCUGGGUCGCCAACGCGACGCGCAAAGGCGAUGCGGAGACGAAGGGUGAGCGCGGCGCCAGGAUGCCCCCGAAGCCCAAGCCCGGUCUCAAGUGUCCCAUCACAGGCAAGCCGCUGAAGAUCAAGGACCUGGUGGAAAUGCACCCCGACACUGAAGAGUCCGACGACCCCGCUUCUGGGGUCACCUGGGUGUGCUCAGUGUCGCAGCAACCGAUAUCGCACAACCCUGUCUUGCUGGACCGCAGAACCGGCAGGCUGGUCCUCCGCCGCUACUUGAAGCUGUCUAACGCCGAGGAAGACGGCCUGUUCAUCGAGCUGAUUCCCGGCGGAACUGGAUUCGCCGCGCACAACGGCGUCAUGGCACAGAAAUACCGAGAGGCGUUGCUGUGA